Molecule: messenger RNA, 5620 nt
Organism: Columba livia (rock pigeon)
Lineage: Eukaryota; Metazoa; Chordata; Aves; Columbiformes; Columbidae
Gene: MASTL
Product: microtubule associated serine/threonine kinase like
Exons: 12
Coding region: 56-2803 (915 amino acids)
Biological process (GO): intracellular signal transduction; peptidyl-serine phosphorylation
Molecular function (GO): ATP binding; protein serine/threonine kinase activity
Source: RefSeq, a predicted model, not a curated record
GGGGCGGGGCGGGCGCCGCUUUGAAUCGGCGCGGGGCGGCGGGGCUGGGUGCGACAUGGGGAUGGUGGAGCCGGCGGCCGAGCCGCGGCCGGAGGAGCAGGAGCGGGGCGAUGUUGUCCCCGCAGCUGCCGGCCCCAGGCGCAUCGAGGUUCCCCGGCCCCCGUCAAUCGAGGAGUUCACCAUUGUGAAGCCCAUCAGCCGCGGCGCUUUCGGGAAGGUGUAUCUGGGCCGUAAGGCGGGCAGGCUGUACGCCGUGAAGGUGAUGAAAAAAGCAGACAUGAUCAACAAAAACAUGGUUCACCAGGUCCAGGCAGAGAGGGAUGCAUUGGCUCUCAGCAAAAGUCCUUUCAUUGUGCACUUAUACUACUCACUUCAGUCGGCUAAUAAUAUAUACUUAGUGAUGGAGUACCUUAUUGGUGGAGAUGUCAAAUCUCUUCUCCAUAUUUAUGGAUAUUUUGAUGAAGAAAUGGCUGUUAAGUAUAUUUCUGAAGCAGCAUUGGCUCUUGACUAUCUUCACAGGCAUGGGAUAAUCCACAGGGAUCUGAAGCCAGACAAUAUGCUGAUUUCUAAUCAGGGUCAUAUAAAGCUGACAGACUUUGGGCUUUCCAGAGUUACUCUGAACAGAGAGAUAAAUAUGAUAGAUAUCCUUACUACACCAUCAAUGGCAAAGCCAAAGCAAGACUACUCACGUACUCCAGGACAAUUGUUAUCUCUCAUCAGUUCUCUGGGUUUUUAUACGCCUGUUGGAAUGAAAAUGCCAGGGCACAAUUCAAGUCAAUCAUCUGACAGUCUGCAGGGAUUGGUUUCUCCGUUACCUGUGGUCCAAAAGGAAAAUACUCCUCUUUCAACUAAAUUGUUCAAAUCAUAUCUUGGUACUUCUCAAUUAACUCCUGUGAUGCCGGUGAGAAGUUUAACUCCUACUCUACUUCAGUCAAGAAAAAGGUUUGGUACCUCCAGUGCCAGUAGUCAGUCACACACAUACAUGAUGUCCAGUGUGGAAUCAGAGUGCUGCAGCAGCCCCAGGUGGGAGAAAGAUGUAGAGCAAAGUGAAGAUGAACCUUGUUCUACAACAGGCAAAACAAGUAACAGUGGGUCAACUCUCCUAUCAAAUGUAGAAUUCCUGAACAGCAAAGGUAUUAAAGGUUUAAAGAAAAAAGAACUGGAGUCUGCCAUUUCUCCCAUCAGCAGCAAUGAUUCUGGCAGUAGGCAAAAGGUGGGAAGUGAACGUUCUGAUAUAAGAGAUACUCCUGUGACCACACUGGAUGUGAAAGGUGUAGUGAGAAAAUGUCUUUCUGAAAAUAAGGUUUGGGAAGAAAAACUCUUCAUAAAGAAAAGAGAUACAGCUAAUGAAAGAGCAGAAACUUCCAAUCAACAACAGUCACUUUUGAGGCAGAGUGAGCCUGUCAAGCCUUUCAAAGAGGAAGACAUUUUUGAAAAGCCAGGUGUAAAAAGAAGCUUCGAAUUAGUUGACACUAGUCCUUGUCAGGAACUUAACUAUGUUAAAAAAAGCAAUGCAGAAUAUAAACGUGGCUGUCAGAUUUUAGAAUUUCCCGCAAACAAAAGGACAGGUUUGACAACUGACAUUCAAUCCUUAAUGCUUUGUGAUGAUGGAUGCCUGCAUGACACCUGCAAAAGCAAGGAAGAUGACAAGAGUUUUAUUGGUAACCAGCAAACAGUAGAAAAAUCACUUAGUCCAAUUAUAGCCAAAAAUCUUAUGUGUGAUCUCGAUGCACACUAUGAAAAGGAUGAUAAAAAGGAAUAUACAAACUCAAGUUUUUUAGGCACUGAUGAUGAAAGACCUUUAGGAAUCCUCAGUGCAGAUUCUGACUUGUCAUUUCCCGAAAUGUCUGUUACAGAAAGUCAGUUAGAAAAGCAGCUUUCAGAUUUGGACAAAAGUGUUAAAGAUCUCUCCUUUGAGGAACCCAAACCAGAAGACGUGCCAAUAACAACACCAGAGUCCCAAGAUGCCUCAAAAAACAGAGAGGAAGCACAUACUGUUCCAGACUGCAAGGCAUUGCAUCAUGAAAAGGAUAAUGACCAGCAACACAUGAAAGAAACUCACCUUGACACAGUAUCUUCUCCUUCAGAAAAGAUGAUGGAAGCACUGAAUCUCUUUAAAAAGAAUGCUGUUGUUUUUCGAAGUUAUAAUAGUCCAAUUAAUGCAUCCAACAUAUCUGAGCCAUGUAGCAUGGCUUCCUUAGAUAUAAUGGAUCUUUCACCUGCUUGUAGCGGCUCCUACCCAACAGCUAUUACUCCAUUACAGAAAGGAAGACCAUACAGAGUCUAUCAGACACCUUAUCAGGGAGAUGCUGGCACACCAUAUAGGACUCCAAAGAGCGUCAGAAGAGGAGCUGCCCCAGUAGAAGGUGAACGUAUCCUCGGGACCCCAGACUACCUGGCACCUGAGCUGCUUCUGACAAAGCCUCAUGGUUCUGCUGUAGACUGGUGGGCCCUUGGAGUUUGUCUGUUUGAGUUCCUAACUGGAAUUCCACCUUUUAAUGAUGAAACACCAACACAAGUCUUCCAAAAUAUUUUGAAAAGAGAUAUUCCCUGGCCUGAGGGUGAAGAAAAGCUGUCUGAUAAGGCGCAAAAUGCAAUAGAUAUUCUUCUAACAAUUGACAGUACUAAAAGAGCUGGACUGAAGGAACUGAAACAUCACCCCCUCUUUCAUGGUGUGGACUGGGAUAAUUUACAGAAUCAAACUAUGCCAUUUAUACCUCAGCCGGAUGAUGAAACUGAUACCUCUUACUUUGAAGCUAGGAAUAAUGCUCAGCACCUGACUGUGUCUGGAUUUAGCUUAUAGCAUCAAGAUAAGUGAACUUUCGCCAUGGUAUGGUUUUGUGCUCUUAGAGGUUGUCCUAUAACACUAGUUUGGUCUUUAUGAAGUUUCCUUGACAAAUUUAGAAUGUGUUUUAACUUAUCAGUCUGUUUUUAUUAUUGUAUCCUUCAUUCUAAAGUGAAACUACUGUAUGAAACUUAGCUGGUGUCAAGUGCCUUCAUGCUACUUUAUCUCACUGCACCUUACCAAGAGGCCAGAGCAUUGUACUUCUUGGAGCUAGUAGCACUUGGCGAUGAUGGGGCUUUUUUUUAAUGGCAAUGAAUAACUCCAGUUAAGAGGUGUGAAGUUAUUUCUUGGUUAAACAUAAUGGGGAAAGGACAUAAACAUGCUACUUGUAUCUCAUGGUAACUUGGUGGUUUGUGCAAUGGCUGUCUGCUCUGAGUACGUAUCCUCUGCAAAACUGAUGUUCCUGUUCAAGCUGGAAAAUUGAAAUCUCUUUUGUCUGACCGACCCCAGGAGGGUUAAAGGUGGCACUGCUGUUCAAAGUGAACCUGGCUAGAUGUGACAUGUGAGAUUGACAGUAGUUCCCUGGUUGUCUUCCUUUCCUAGACAAAUGGGGUUGGGAGGGGAUAGUUUGGGUCAGUCUAUGAAAUGCUUUGUAGAAGUUGUUGCAUUGUAACCACUUAGCUGUAGGAAGAUGGAUUGAACAGCGUACAUUUUAAUAAUUACUUGUUUUAAGUAGAAAAUGGUGAGCAUACAUUUGUUCUUACUUGUGUCAGAUGGUAGAAAUCAAAAAAAUCACUGGCGUGUUAGCUAUCAAGUAAAGUAUUCAUACUGAAGCUGCUAUAUAUUAAAGACUAUAAAGCAUUGCAAAUUAACUGGCUGCUGUUCUGUAAACUCACAACCAGACCUUAGAUAUUUUUUUUUAUUAAACUUAAGUUACAAGUGUAUAUUCAGUAUUAUAAAACCUAAUUAGGGGGAACUAUAUUUAAAUCUGUUUUUAAAUGCAAAAUGGAAUUUGCAUCUGCUAGAUUUCAGGGGUUUAUUUGUAGGUAAUUAUUUUCAACAUUGUUCUUGCAUAGAUAUCUCUCAGCUGACUUACCGCAGAUUUUUGUUUUCCAGGUUUGUACUUGUUAGAUAAGAUCACUGGUGCUGGAUGGUGGUGCCAGCCAACGGCCACGGGCCAGAGGCCAAGCAUUUUCCUAGUGAUUUUUUGCCAAGUGGCUUUCAAGUGUAUGGCCUGACCGCUCCUGCAGAGGGAGGGAGUUGUCCCUUCAUUGCCUGCUUCCUGGAAGAUGAGCUGUAUUGAUGGAAUUCUGAGCAGUGUCUGCUGGGCUUCCUGCUGGCCCUUGGGUAGCUGGGAAAGGAAUGGCUGGAGAAAAAUUCAUUCUUCUAUUUCUAGUAAUCUGGCUUAAGAAAAUUAGCCUUACAAGAAUGAAUCUCAGUUUCAGGCUGAAGAAAAUAUUCUAAAACUGUAUGAAGAAAUAAUGUAAGCUGGACACCCCAACAGCUCUUUUGUUUUCAGUGCUUUACAAAUGGUCACAACCUGUUCCCAUUUUGCAGUAGAAUAUAUUCUCUUUAAGGCAGAAAAAAGUUAGUGACAGUGGUAUGACAUUUUAAAGAUAACCUGUAACCCCUUGAAAUAAUUCUUAAUCAGCUGCAAGGAUCAAGUAAGUUUGUAGCUCAACUUUUUAUUAACCAAUUACAAUGAACUGCAGAACUGCAUAUAAGUUUUUCAGGUGAUCUAUUGUUAGUGUAUGUGGAGCUAGACAUGGUAGUACAUCCAACCAUUAGGCAUAAUCUUGUUAACUGUUUUGUUCUUAGGAGAACCUUAAACCUUCUUAUAAAAACCUUUUUCUAAAAGAAAACCAUGAUUCGUCUACCACAGUGUCAUAAUGCAAUAAAAAACAUUCUAUAGAACAAUAAAUAGGCCAACUGACAAAUCAAUAUUUAAUGCAAACAGUUGCCACUACACUGUCUGGAACUGUUAAAUUCUGCACAAUUAGCACUGAAGGCUUCCCAGACCCCAUUUGCAUCAGUAUCUUGUGUUUAUCCUGAUCAUAAAAGCAUGGGGUUGAAUUUCACAUGUUGAGUGUUGGGAUUUGUAGUGUGGUUUUGUUUGGUUUCUUUUGGUUUUUUUGGUGGGGUUUUUUGUGUGUUUUGUUUAAAAAGGUGAAUCCUAGCUUUAUUCUUCAAUAUGCAAUUCCUUGUCAACUCUUAAACCCAUUGGUUUUGCCCCACUUAUUGCUUGACUUAAAAAUACUACAGGGAAGAGUACAAAAAGCUAUAAUGUAGUAGCUGGAAGAGAUUAAAAGUUCCUUCUCAUUACUAAUCAGCUACAACUAUUAGUGUAAGCUGGCAAAAGUUUUUGGUCCUUGGAAGCUGUGGAAUUAGAAUACCACCUGGAAAGUACUUGCACUGUUACAUGGUGUUCCCUGAAGGCCUAAACUUUGUGUGCAUAACUUACAUAUUAACUCUGCAACCUCCAGGUUACCUUGGGAGACAGUUUAUCUGCUACUGCAGCUCUUGGCACACCUCCCUCCAGCUGGAGAUCAGUAGCUGUCACACUUUUAUACAGAAAUAGCAGUAACAGAUGACUACUACUACUAGUAACUUACUGUUAGGUUCACCUAUACACUGUGCAAUGUUUGAGGGCUGAGAUACUGAAAUGCUGCCAUGUGUUCCUGAGUUUGUAGGUUCCAGUUUCAGCAUGAUCAGCUUUCACCUAUGGGUUACUCCCCUAGUAAAAUGUAUUAUUUUCUUCUCUAUGUUCUCAAAAAAUUUACUGUUUACUUUGUACACUUUUGUGUAAAUAUAUAUUAAAAAAACCACUGCAGUCUU